Acanthoscelides obtectus is the source of this 899-nucleotide messenger RNA. Lineage: Eukaryota; Metazoa; Arthropoda; Insecta; Coleoptera; Chrysomelidae. The record is from the annotation of a GenBank genome assembly.
GUUCGUGUAUCUAGUUAUUUGGUGUUUUGUGAAACAAGUCCUCACGCAGGCUUAACAUAUGGAAAAUGGAGCGAAGAAAACAUGAAGAAAGCAAUAAAACUGUACAAAACGGGAGAAUUUGGACUUAAUGCGAUCUGCAAGAGAUAUCAGAUUCCAAAGCCAACGUUCAAGAGGCAUUUGUUAGGGACAAAUGUCAAAGCAAAGGAAGGACUGAAAUCACUAGGUAGGGUCCAAGUAUUCAGCACCGAAGUAGAGCAGGGGCUAGAAAAUCAAAUCCUGAAAAUGGAAGAAAUUUUCUUUGGACUCACCAUUAAAGAUAUUAGAAGAGCUGCCUAUCAGUUUGCAGAGAAGAAUGGAAUAAAACAUAAUUUCAACAAAGUGAAGGGGACAGCCGGUAAAGCAUGGUUUUAUAAUUUCAUGAAAAGGCAUCCAAAGCUUUCUUUAAGGCAGCCGGAAUCAACAUCGCUAGCUAGGUGCAAGGGAUUUAACAGACAGAAUGUCAAUCACUUUUUGAUAUUUUAGAGAAGUUAGUUGAUCAGUAUAAAAUAGACGCGACAAGGAUUUACAACGUAGAUGAGUCUGGGUUUUCUACAGUUCAGAAAAAAUGCCAAAAAAUAAUUGCUAAAAAAGGAAAGAAAAACGUUGGGGCAGUGGCCAGCGGGGAACGGGGAGUGAAUACCACGUUCAUAGUAUCCACCAAUGCAGCAGGAAACUUUGUAGCGCCUAUGAUAAUUUUUAAAAGAAAAAGAAUGAUGCCAGAACUUGCAGAAGGUGCCACUCCAGGCUGCUUAGUUCAAAUUUCAGACACAGGAUAUAUUAACUCUGAAUUAUUCGUGGUUUGGCUACAUAAAUUUAUUGAAGUGGUGAAGCCAAAGCCCACCCCCGAAGAUAGAGUGAUC